ACAAAACUAAAAGAAAAUAUGACAUUGACCUAUCUUGUUACUGGUGCUUCUCGUGGAAUCGGACUUGAGUUUGUCAAACAACUCGCUUCCGCUGGUAACACUGUUAUUGCCACUGCCCGUAAUAUCGAAGCAUCCUCUGGCCUCAAAGCUCUUGCUCAAGAUAAUGUAAUCUUGACAACCCUUGAUACCGGCGAUUCCGAAUCUAUCAAGAAAGCUGUUGAGUUUGUCUCAAAGGUUGCUCCUAAUGGUAUCGAUGUCCUCAUCAACAAUGCUGGCGCCACUGGUGAUAUGUCACUUGAUGUUCUCAACUGUACACCCGAAGAUUACAGAAAGGCUUUUGAAAUCAACGUAAUUGGAACAUCUUCAGUUACUCAGGCUAUGCUCCCUCUUUUGCGUCUUGGAAAGACCCGUAAGAUCGUCAACCUUUGCUCUGUUCUUGGAUCAAUUGAGAGAACCGAAAAUGGCAACGCAUGGGGUUUUGGAAUGUCAUAUGCUGUUUCCAAGGCUGCCGAGGGUAUGCUUACCAAGGGAUUCUCGUGUGCACUCAAGGAUGAAGACUUUACUAUUGUUGCUGUUCACCCUGGAUGGGUCAUUACUGAUAUGGGUGGAAAGAAUGGUGAAUUGACUACCACUCAGUCUGUUGAGGGUAUGUUGAAUUGUGUUUACAAGAUGACUACCAAGGACAAUGGUACCUUCUUUGAUUACGCUGGUACUAUUUUGCCCUGGUAAUCCGAGGCUCUAGAUAUCUUGUUUUAUUUAAAUAACAUAAAAUGAAAUACAAAAAAAAACAAACCGAGCUAUUGAUUUUCCAAUAACUAUAAUAUUAAUAAAAAAAAUGGGCAACAUCUUAAAGUGGU
Messenger RNA from Phycomyces blakesleeanus NRRL 1555(-), 857 nucleotides. RefSeq lists its product as hypothetical. The transcript has 3 exons. The coding region runs from base 19 to 729 and encodes 236 amino acids. The record is from RefSeq and is a predicted model, not a curated record. Lineage: Eukaryota; Fungi; Mucoromycota; Mucoromycetes; Mucorales; Phycomycetaceae.